CGUGUUCAAUUGCCUAAAAGACCCUAACCAACAAAAGCAAUGGCUCGUACCAAACAGACUGCUCGUAAAUCAACUGGAGGAAAGGCUCCUCGCAAGCAGCUGGCGACAAAGGCUGCUCGUAAAAGUGCUCCGGCUACUGGUGGAGUGAAGAAGCCUCAUCGUUAUCGUCCGGGAACAGUCGCUCUUCGUGAGAUCCGUCGUUACCAGAAGUCGACUGAGCUGUUGAUCCGCAAGCUCCCAUUCCAACGCCUGGUUCGUGAAAUCGCUCAAGAUUUCAAGACCGAUCUGCGUUUCCAGAGUUCAGCUGUUAUGGCCUUGCAGGAAGCCAGUGAAGCCUACCUGGUUGGCUUGUUCGAAGACACCAAUCUGUGCGCUAUCCACGCCAAGCGUGUCACCAUCAUGCCAAAAGACAUUCAGCUGGCUCGUCGUAUCCGUGGUGAACGUGCUUAAGGCUAUCAGCUUUCAUUGAAUCUCAUUAUCAAUAAUACC
Topomyia yanbarensis is the source of this 489-nucleotide messenger RNA. RefSeq names its product histone H3. Gene Ontology annotation, cellular component: nucleosome. NCBI's taxonomy places the organism in Eukaryota, Metazoa, Arthropoda, Insecta, Diptera, Culicidae. The coding region runs from base 40 to 450 and encodes 136 amino acids. The transcript has a single exon. Gene Ontology annotation, molecular function: DNA binding; protein heterodimerization activity; structural constituent of chromatin. The record is from RefSeq and is a predicted model, not a curated record.